AUGGCAGCAGCCCCGACGAGGAUGAGGGCGUGGGAGUUCGCCUCGCGCGGCGCCCCGGCGGACAUCCUCUCCCUGAACCAGGCCCGGCCCCGGCCCACACUCCCGCCGGCGCUGCCGCUGCCCCGCGCCGCGCCGACCCCGGAGGAGGAGUGGAUCCUCGUGCGCGUGUCCCGCGCCGCGCUCAACCCGGGCUCCUUCUUCCACAUGCGCCUCGUGCCGGCCUCGCUGCGGGCGUCGACGGCGGUCCCGGAGAUGGACCUCGCCGGGUCUGUCGUCGACGUCUGGGCUCCUACGCCGUCUCCUUCUGCGGCACCAGUGUCGGCAACGGAGCAGACAAGUGGCAGUGGUGUUGUCGUUGGUGGUGGGUUCCAGAAGGGCGACAGGGUGGUCGCCUUCCUGCCCAUCUCGUUCACGUACCAGACGGGGCUGGGCGCGCUGGCCGAGUACGUGGCGUUCCCGGCAAAGUACGCGGUCAAGCUGCCGGAGCACGUGCGGGAGAAGGACGCGGUGGGCGUGAUACUGGCCGGGUGCACGGCGUGGGAGGUGCUGAGGGAGGCCCGGAUCGGGGCGGGCGACAGGGUGCUGGUCAACGCGGCGAGCGGCGGGAUCGGGACGUUUGUCGUGCAGAUGGCGAGGCACAUCGUCGGAGACGAGGGGAGAGUCGUCGGUAUCUGCUCGGGGAGGAACAGGGAGCUGGUUCUGGGGCUGGGUGCGGACGAGGUGAGUGUUCUCUUCCUAGCUUUGCACCCAACCGGGGUUGGGCAUGUGCAGGUGAUUGACUACACGGCAUACGACAACCUGUCCGAGGAGCUGGGCAGGCGCUACGGCGACAGGCCCUUCGACGCCGUGGCCGACGCGCUCGGCAUACAGGCCCUGUUCGGCAGCUGCGCGCUGUACCUCCGCGAGGGCGGCAUAUACGCCUCCGUCGGGAUCAAGCCUGCGGCCUGGAGCUACGGGCACUUCCUGUCGGCGGCGUGGCGGAUGCAGCUCAACGCGUACUGGCCGCUGUCCCCGUGGCUGGGCGGCACGGGCAGGACGUGGAGGUGCCCGGCUGUGAUGGACCCGGGCAGAGAGCUGGUGGGGACGGUGGUGAGGCUGCUGGAGCAAGGCAAGAUCAAGGUCGUGGUGGAUAGCGAGUGGAAGUUCGAGCUGGUCAAAGAAGCAUACGACUAUCUCGAGUCGAGGAGAGCGAGAGGGAAAGUUGUGGUUGUGGUGGCCGAGGAAGAGUGCAGAUAG
Messenger RNA from Thyridium curvatum, 1236 nucleotides. RefSeq lists its product as uncharacterized. The record is from RefSeq and is a predicted model, not a curated record. Gene Ontology annotation, molecular function: oxidoreductase activity; zinc ion binding. Lineage: Eukaryota; Fungi; Ascomycota; Sordariomycetes; Thyridiales; Thyridiaceae. The transcript has 2 exons. The coding region runs from base 1 to 1236 and encodes 411 amino acids.